Cydia splendana is the source of this 1892-nucleotide messenger RNA. RefSeq names its product zinc finger protein 883-like. Bases 105 to 1475 code for a protein of 456 amino acids. Gene Ontology annotation, cellular component: nucleus. Lineage: Eukaryota; Metazoa; Arthropoda; Insecta; Lepidoptera; Tortricidae. The record is from RefSeq and is a predicted model, not a curated record. Gene Ontology annotation, biological process: regulation of transcription by RNA polymerase II. The transcript is spliced from 7 exons. Gene Ontology annotation, molecular function: DNA-binding transcription factor activity, RNA polymerase II-specific; RNA polymerase II cis-regulatory region sequence-specific DNA binding; zinc ion binding.
AUUUCGAUAGGAUUAUUUAUUGCACAGCCCGUGAUCUUAAUUAAUUAAUUAUUUAAAAAUAUAGCUGUAUUUUACUUUAAUUCGUGACACAACAAUCAAUAACUAUGGGUAUGUGUCGAACGUGCCUCGAAACGCCAGCUGAUAAAGAUAUCUCAGAGUUAGAAAUGGGCAUAAAUGAGGGCACCAAAAGCUGCUUUGAAAUCAUGAUGUUUUGUUUAGACAUAAAGGUUACACGCGAUUCUAAAAUUACAACGAAUCUAUGCGAUGCAUGCUACGUAAGGAUCAUAUCAUUUUACAAGUUCAAGAACCUAUCUUUAAAAAAUGAUGCUUAUUUGAAAUCAUUGGACCCUCUUGUAUGUAAAGUGGAUAAAAAGUCGUCUGUAUACGUAGACGCAAACGGAAUUAAACACGAGAAUUCCUUAGAUAAUGAUGAAUAUGGCCAAAGUGUGGUUGAAGUUGUACCUCAAAUUAAAAUAGAAAUUGAAGUAAAAAAAGAGAAUACUUUCGGAGAUGUACAAAGAGAUGUUAAGGAUGAAGAUACACCAGAAGAUGCAGAAUCGGACAAGGAGCCAUUGAGUGUGAUACAAAAAGUGAAACAUGAAAAUAUUAAAAAAGGGACAAAAGAUAAUCCGCCAGCACGAAAAAAACGUGGCCGACCCAAAAAAAGUGAAUCUGCAGAACAUUCAAAACAAGGCUACCAAGUAUGCGAGGAGUGUGGCAAGUCUGUCCGUAACUUAAAGCAACACACUGCCCGGCAUGUACCUACCGGUGAAAGGAAGACAGUGCAGUGUGACUCCUGCCCUAAGGUCUUCUGCACAAAAGGAGCUCUGCGAGAACACUACAAAUUUACACACCUAGGAAUGAAAUUUAAAUGUGAUAUUUGUAAUAAAGAGGUGACAAACCUAACAACGCACAAGUUGCUUGCCCACGACCGGGACGCGCUCCCGUUCGCUUGCGUUUCGUGCGGCCGCCGCUUCGUGACGCAGUCCGCGCUGGCGACGCACAUGAUCACACACACGAAGGGCUCGGACACCUUGAUCCACGAGUGUGACGUCUGUCACACAAAGUUUAACCGUAAAGGUGUCCUUUCAAGGCACAUGCGGCGGGUCCAUGAAAAAGAAAGAAAAUUUCAAUGUGAAUUUUGUUCAAAAGGUUUCUUUACGAAAUAUUCACUUGAAUUACAUAUAAGGUCCCAUAAGAAAGAGCGUCCAUACAAAUGUGAGGAGUGCGGGAAGACGUUUUCUCACAGCGUUUCCCAUAAGAACCACCAGCUAAUCCACACCGGCGUCAAGAACUAUCAUUGUGAGGUGUGCAACAUGGCCUUUAUGAGACUUGAAUACCUUCGUAAACACAUGAUAAGUCACACGAAGGAGAAGAAUCACCCGUGCCGGUAUUGCGGCAAGCGCUUCGGUCGCACGGACCACCGACGGAAACACGAGAUCACGGCUCACCAAAAACAUUUGUCAGCCGACUGAGCACUUUAUCUCUAUGCGACUUAAAACUUUGUAACAGAGAUACAUGGAUUUGUCGCUAAAAGAAAUCGAUCUAGGUAUAUGUUUUGGCGAUUAGUUAUUAGUCUGCAGUGUUGGCCGAAACGUUAAUGCAAUUGACCAUUCUUGACCAUUAACCAGUACAAAUUGAACCGUCAAUUGUAUCCGUCCGUUACCGUUUACGGUUCAAUUUGUAAUUGCAAUUAACGUUCGGCCAACAGUGAUAGUCUGUAUCUAUAGGUAUUUAAAAAAAGUAAAUAAAAUCUGGCUUAAGGAGCCAUUUGAGGGUAGAUGAAAACAUUACAUGAUCAAAUAAUGUAGAUUAAAGUCAGGUCGUUCAGUGACAGAUCCAGGCGCUUUUGUAUUUGGUUGGUUAACCAAUAAAUGUUAUUACUACCCUAA